AUGGCGACCGCAGGGGCCAAGAAAUCCCGGCGGAAGCCCGCAGACAUGGACGACCUCAAGUCGGAGGUCGCGACAUUUGCCUCCUCCCUGGGUCUCGCCUCCUCCACGGGGGUCGCCUCGGGUUUCGACGACUCUGACUUCCGCAAGACCGGCGCUAUGAAGACCCCCAAGCCAGAUUCCGAGGCGCCGAUUCCUGAGCCGCCGCGAGGCAGGAGCGGCGAGGGAGAGAGAGCUGUGAAGCCGCCCCGGGGGCGUGCGGCGAAGCCCAAUCCUCUAGAGCACAUCGACCCGUUUGGUGGCGGUGAUGGUGCCGGGGAGAAAGUUGCAAAAGGGAAGCUUCCUCUGAUGAGGGCGACCACACCAAUGGGGCUGUGGUAUGAGGAAUUGGGUGAGCUGGAGGCGAGGGUGCUUACGGGGGCAAGCCAGGGCGCGAUUCCGGUGAUGGGAUUGGAGGAGCUGAAGCGCCUUGUUGAGAGGAAGAAGGAUCUGGCAGAGAGGCUGAUGGCGCAGUACGCCGAAGAUUAUGAGGCAAGGACAAGGAGACAUGGCGACUGGCAUCUCGUUCGGAUGGCGGCGAAGUCAGGAACCACCAAUGAUAAGGUCACCGCUCUGGCCACGCUAGUGGGUGACAAUCCCGUCGCGAAUUUGAAGUCGCUUGACAUUCUCCUGGGUGAGUUUAUUUAUAAUUUGCUUGAGCUGGGCCUAUCUUCUCACGAUGCUGAAAUUUGUUUCCCUCCUGAAGGAAAAGUGCAAUUGAUAAGCCUUCUUCGUUUAGACAGUGGCAAAGCUGGGCUUACUUUUACGAGAUAUUAAUUCUCAUUUGAUGAUCACUUGAAUCCAACAAGUGGGUUUCAUUGGGUGACGGAGAAUUUUGUUGGCAACGUUGAGAUUCUCUUUUCGGAUUUAAUUAAAUAAAGUUAAAGCUUAUGCUGUUUCCUGACAUUGUUCUUUCUCCAUCAUCCACGAAGCCUCAGUUCUAGUUUUCGUACAUUCGGCCCUUUUCAUUUUUUUUUCAUUAAUCUAAAAGGUUUAUUUUAACUCCAUUGCAGGCCUGGUGAACGCAAAGGUGGGAAAACGCUAUGCUUUUAAAGGAUUUGACCAUUUGACUGAGUUGUUUAAAACUAGGUCAGUGAUGGUAUUUUCUGUUAGUUUCUUGAUUUUCAGUUGAACUUAAGUUGAUAGUAUGUUUCUCUUCCACUUCACCUGUGAUGGAUUUCUUAUAGCGCAUCCUAAUUUAUUUAUCACUUUCUAGUAGUUAAUCCCUGUAUUAUUUUUUCUACGUUUGUCUUUGACUGCAAUGUAUAAGCACUACCAUCCGUAUAGUUGUUGAAAAUGCAGUAUUCGUGUGUGAAAACCUGCAACACUCAUUAAUGGGUGUAAAAAAUGAUUAGAUCCCUGGACAUUGCAUUGUUAAAUUUCUUUGAGGAACCAUGCAAAUUCGAACCUGAGUCUACUAUUAGAGCUGGAGACAUGAAAUUAAAAAUGUGCCCUGGUUUCAUUUUCUGUUGGAAAUUAGAAAGCUUAACUUAUUAUACAUUUUGUUGCUCUCUUCCUCUGUUGCAUCUUGCAAACCCUUAUAUUCUUAUUCCUUGUGUCUUAUGUAAUGCUCCGGUUUAACGAGGAUAACAGAUCCAUGAACCAGUUAUCUUAGAAGAAAUGAAGCAUGUGUCUAGUUUUUUCAAGUCUAAUAUUAGACCGCAAAGUUUGAGCUACUUUUUUCCUACAUUUGGAGUUGUUUUCUAAAAAAUUCUUCGAUUUAAAAUCGUGCUGUAUGUCUAGGUAAAAGUCCAUUUUCUUAAUGAUAAGCUUUCCACUUAUGCAUGCCCAUGAAGAAUUAUUAUAGGUGUAUGCGAGGGUGUAUAAGGUGCCAUGCAUUUUCAUGUUGGUUUGAGCAUGAGAACUCUAACUCUAUUAGGCAAAACUUGAGCUAUGAAACAACAAAUUGCCAGUGUGAAAUAACGUGUUUAAUAACUCUAAUCAUUAAUAUGUGUCUUCUCUUUAACAUUUUGAUCCAUUCUCUUUUGAGAAAUAAUGGUAUUUCGUUCAAUGUUUGCUUGUACAAGUCGCAAGACUCUUGCCCCAAAUUUUGCAAACAAGAGUUUUGGUAUGAUAGGGUUAAAAGUAUAGAAUGAUUUGGGAGACGAUAUAAACUAUGUUUUGAGUGUUUUUGAACUAAAUUAUGAGAGAUAAAAUGAUGAAAAAGUUGGGUAAAUGAAACGCAUUAAGUUUAAAUGAGAAAUGAAGAAAUAAUGUGUUGUAAUGUACUCCUUGCUGUUGUUUGCAUAUGUUCUAUUCUCUGGUACUGGGUAAAAUUGAAGAUCCAAUUCUGAAACCCAGAACCCAAUUUAUAUUGAAGUUAAUUUAUCUGACUUAUGCGAUUCAGAUUAUAUUUGCUGUGUAAGGGGCCCUAAGAAAUUCAAAUAUCUGCAGAACUGAGAUUAAUUAAUGAUGUCUCUGUAUAUACAAAAAACAUGAAAGUGGGUUCGAAUAAAUCUGUUUGAAACUAAGCAUUCCAUUAAUCUGAACCAUUCACAUUCAGUCACUUGCAGUUGAAUUAGGAAGUAGCUGGCAAUAUGAUGGAGGAGCCAGAGCACUGCGGGGUGGUGCUUGGUGGAACAAUCUAGGGCAAUAUAAUGGUGUGCAACGGAAAGUAAAAGAUGGUGGAGGGAGGCAGAAACUAUGGUAGCAUCAAACUGGGGUAUAAACUUGAAAAACAUUGACAGAGAUUAGGUUUGGUCAACAUGACUCUCUUGCAAGAGAAAAAGGAUGUGGUGUCUGAGAGCGAGAGAAGGGAAAUGAUGGCAGAAUAAUUUUGACAUGUGCUAGCAAUUAGGUUUGGUCAACUUGACGAGAUUUGGUCUAGCUCAGGAUUAAUAUUUGGGACCUUUGUGUUAUGCCACGAAUCUCUAUUAAGUUAGAUUGGUACCCAUGCAAGUCAGUCUGAUUUUUUAUUGAGUGGCAUCCUCGUUUCUUGACUCCAACAUAAGAAGCUGUCUCAGCUGAUCCCCACCAUAGAUCAAGUUUAUGUAAACCUUAUUCCGACAUGAUGAACUGCCUGCUGACCCCAUUUGAUUAGGAUUAUGUAUCGUGAUUCCAAUAUAAGGGACCAUUUGGUGCUCAAUUUCAAUCACGAAGGCAAGAAACCAGUCAUAGCUGCCCAUUGUGACAUGCUGCUGGUACCCUCCGUUUGCUGAGUGGUUUCUUUCAGCUAUCCUGCCUAACAUGGGGCAGGAUCAAGGGGAGGAAAGCUUGCUACACAGAACAGGAUCAAGGCACUGGCUAGGCCUGAUUAAAAUCCCAAAUUAAAAUCGGUAGUGUCCAGGAUGAGUUUACCUCUUAGUUGGCAUGCCCCGUGGUGGUCCUGCCAAAUCCGAUUAUUCUAAUCAAAAUUUGCUGAUCUCUUAUACAAUGAAUGAAGAUGCUUGAAAAAUGGACUGUAAUUAGAAUUCAUGACACUUGUAUAUAUAUAUAUAUAUAUAUAUAUAUAUAUAUCAUUUCUAUGAAAAAUAUACAUGUGUAUCCUGUAAAGAAGAACCUACUACUUUUUAGAGUUAUGACUGCACUAUCUUUGUCCCAUUGGAUUGUUCAACUUGGUCCAUCUUAUCCAAUCUCAAUUGCGAUUAACCUUUCCAAUCCCGGAUCUAACGUCAAUUCAGAAAAUUUUGUUGUUAGUGUUGUGAUGUAUUGCCUCUUUUGUGUUUGUUAGGUAGGCUUUUCCAUGAUUUCCGUGUUGGGCUUUUCCUUUCUGCUUGUUUCCGUGUCUGUGCUUGUUUCCAUUCAGUUUACUUAUUUUAACAAAAAAUUAAUAGUGCCCAAUCAAAUGCUGUUUUAUCCAAGUCCUUGAUACCAAACGAAGACCAACUUUAUCCCCAGAUUAUUGUCAGUGGCCUCUUUGCCACGUUUUAAUUCAGACUGUUCCGUAUCUUUGUGUUGAUUGUAGCUAUGGUAUACCUUGAUAAAACAAUCUUGGUGAUUGGCGCUGCAAAUAUAAUUCAUGAUUUCUUGCAAUUGCUAUUUUGUUGUUAACUGAUAAAAUCUCUAUACGUUAUACCUUUCCACUGAUUAUUAAACCUUGAUUAACCAAAAGUGCAUUUCACUCAUGUUGUUCUUUUUUGAUAUCACAGGCUAUUGCCUGACCGUAAAUUGAAGUGCCUUUUGCAACGUCAGAUUAUUAGUUUACCUGUAUCAAGUGAUGGCUUUUCUUUAUUACUCUUCUGGUAUUGGGAAGAAUGCUUGAAGGAGCGGUAUGCCUUCUUUCAAAUUUUACCCACAGAAAAUGUUUCAUUCCAUUGUACAUGUUAAAUGAUUAAAUCCUAAUGCAAUAUCAACAAUUAGACCUACAAAACUAAAACAGAAUUUGCCAAUUUUGGGUUCUUUUUUGGUGGGGAGCUGCUCUUCUUUUUCUGAAGUUUGAAUGAAGAAAUUGUUCUUUCCUUCUUAGCUUUGAAGUAGAAUGCGAUUCAUUCUUUUGCAAAUUACGCCUCUCAUUAUGAACGUGACAAUCAACAGUUUAUAUAAUUCCCGGUGAUGCUUAGACUAUUAAGUUUUAAAGGGUGGAUAGUGACUAGGAAUAUUUUGUUCAGACAGUUGAUUAUCAUUUCUCCUUGGAGCGUCAAUAUGAAACUACUUGAAACUAGUUGUUUUUAUCUCAGUAGGAUUUAUGCUUGAAAUUCUUUUGUUUGAGUGCUCAACUACCAGUUACUGUACCCAUACACUGACAUGCACAUAGUUACACGAAUAUAGAGAAGGUGUGAUUUCCAUAAUAGAUAUGACCCCCAACAACAUCGAUCUUGGGCGUUUAAUUCAUCCAGCUUGUUGUGUACAUAAUCAAUAAAUGCAAGUCUUGAUAGACCCUCUGUGACUGCAUAUUAUUUUAUUUACGUGUUUGAUUUGUAUUUUGGCUCAUGGAUGCAUCUUUUUGCCCCAGAGAUCAGAGUUAAGCCCCCUUCAAUCCAGAGGGCAACAAAAUCAUUGACGAAUUCCUAUUUAUCUUCCCAAUCAAGUGGAGUGUCUUUUGUUGUUAGCCUUCAAGAAAACUGUGACCUUAUUGAUCCUCUCAGCUGUAUUCUGGUUAUUUAGUAAUUCUACAUUCUUUCUAGGUUCGCUAUUUUAGUGUUUGGAGAGACAGAAGGAAGAUGAUAGAAAACUGAUUUGGAUGAUGCUUGUCCAUAGAUCAUCAUAUAGACUUUAAUUCGCAAUAUGGUGUCAAUAUGAUGACAUCAGAAGGCAAUACAAGAGGCUGUUCAAAGUUGUAUUCCUUGAAUCUUGCACUUUCCCAGUUCCUUAUCGUUUUCCCAAGUAUUUAUGGGUUCUUUGUGAAUUCUAUUUCUGGUGAAGGUUUGUCUCAUUUUAUUUUCGUAAGAUUCAUUUAAUUGUUUGAUAAAACAGCAUUGGUGGCCUAUAGUUGUUUUAAUGCUGUGUCAAAGUUGAAACUGUUUCAGUAUAUCAGUAUUUCGAUUCCUAACUUUGUACUUACAUUGCAUGUCAACAUAUGUUGUGGCAUCAUAGAUAUGAGAAAUUUGUUGCUGCCCUUGAAGAAGCAUCAAAGGAUAUGCUUCCUAGUCUUAAGGAUAUAGCGACGAAAGUAUGUUCUUUUCUCUAUGCUUUCGUCCAUUAUUUUUGGUUGAUUUUUCUCAUUUUAUUUAUUCUUAGAUAAUUGAAGUUUUCCUCUCUUAAUAAGACCUGACUAUUUGUAAAGUCGCUGAUAAAUUAAGUUGAAGCAGCUACUGUAUGGUCUAUUGAGGAGCAAAAUGGAACAGGAACGUAAGCUGCUUUAUGCUCUUGUUAAUAAAGUGAGUAGCUGGUUGCUGUAGUCUGGAUAGUUGACUUAUAUUUGUUCAAGAUGAUGAUCUAUCAAUCGGUGUGCAGUGUUUUUGUUCUUUUGUCUACAUGUUGCUAAUUAACCGUGACUUAUAUUUCCAUUGUUAUCGUUGAAUUUCAUUUUCACAAUUUUAUUGUUACCUUGGUAAGUGCAGCUGGGAGAUCCGCUAAGAAAAGCAGCAUCUUCUGCUGGAUAUUACUUAACAUGCCUUUUAUCAGAGCAUCCAAAUAUGAAGGUAAAAUAAUCUGGCUGACUUAGCCAUGACAUCUGUGAGCUCUUACAUUUUUGUAGAAAAUUUGAAUCUAUCAGUUUCCUUAUCUAUUUUAUUUUUAGUGAUUAUAUAUGCCAACAGUUCUAUCUCAUGAAAUGGCAGAAGCUAGAGACAGAUUCAAUAAGUCAAUUAUUUUCAUGGAGCCAGCCGUGCGUUGGAUGUUAAAUGUAUUUACCUUUCUGUAUGUGUCAUUCCCAAUACUCAAGAUUUCAAUCCUCUUAAGAUUUCCAUGCAAUAAUUUAAUGUUGUUUCAGUUUGCUAUUGCAAUCCAAUCUUUGGAACUAUGAAAACUGCUUUGCUCAGGUGUCAUUUUUAAAAAAUUACAUUUAGGUUCCCUUGGUGGAUCUUUUGGUCAAUGCAGAAAGUGGUCCAAAUGAUAUUGGCAGCUCUUCUGAGUUAACAGUCUUGCCGAGAUCAUCUAUCCCAUCCUUCAAGGAGCGAGAAGUAAAAGUGAGACAUAAAGGAAACACUCAUAGUUCUCUAUACAGAUUACAAAUGCUUUCUCACCUCACCUCACACCCAAGCUCAAUCAAAAUAGCGGAUCAAGAACAGUAGAAGUUCAAAAAAGUCAUGAAUAAAAUAAUAAGUGAAACAAACUAUUAAUUCUGGCUCUGUUGUGUACCUGUGAACUUCUAUCAUUAUUGAGUAUAUCUCAAAUGUCAGUAUGCUUUCUUGCUGUAAAUAUGAGAUAUUUCAUUUGGAGGAUUCUUCUAGUCGAUUUAAAUUGCUCGAAGCUGAAUCGAUUGUGAUUUUCCUUCAUUUCGUUAUUCUUUCUGGUUUUCCUAUUUCAACAGACUGCAGAAGUUGGAUCUUUAGCUAUGAAAUUACAUUGAUCUGACGAAUUAUCUUUCAACUCUUUGAAUUUUGGAAUGCAUUUUUUUUUUGGAUCAUGGAUUUAAUUUCGCUCGAAAGAAACUUGCACAAGUGAACUGUCAAGCUUUCUGGCUCUCUGGUCUCUACCUCGUUUCCAAAACUACAAUUAAAUGAGAUGACUGAAACGAAUUCCGUCAUUUUAUUAUUUUGACUUAUUGUCGUCUCUUUUAGGAGGUGAUUGCCUUCUUGCGGAAUGUGCUAAUUACCCCAUCACUUGUUAUUAUUUGUUCCUUCUAUCUUUAUAUAAUUUCCUGAAUCUGUUAGAGCUUGUUACUGCAGAUAAAUCUGUUUUCCAUUAGUCCUCCCAUAAUCUCGCAAAAACACUGUUACUCAACUGGAACAUUAGAUUGGGGCCUCUAGUAUUUAGAGCAUGAUAGAAAUAUUGGAUCUAUUUGAUUCAAAUUGAUCAACUAAAUUAAGAUUCAGAGCGCCUGGUUUUUAUGAAAAAGAAAAAUAGAAUUGACUGAUUUUUAAAUAGUGGUUUUUACUUACAUAAAUCUGCUCUUGAAGGAUUGAGCCAUCUAAAGAGCCUCUUGGUUCUCUCCUGUAAGAAGAUAACUUUCUCGGUAGUGGAUGGAGUGAAUGAGUGAUUGAGAGAGCAGUUACACUGACCAAUUUAAAAGAAUAAAAAUCAGCCAGAGUAAACCUCGAUAGUACAACAUUUUACAGGUUCAUGUAAUCGAGAGGUAAUGGUACCAGCUACCAGGAUAUAAAUGGGUUACAUUAAGCUCGAAUUCAGUGAUCUUUGUGACCAAUGGUUUCAUCUGGCGUAGUAUCUUCAGGCUGUCUACACAACUUUGUGAGAAAAUUAAUAAUGUCUUAUUUUAAUUCAAAUUAAAAAAUAAGAUUGGCAAGAAAAGGAUAGAAGAUGACUUCAUGUAUGGUGAUGCGACUGUAAAAUAUAGGAUCUACAUCCAUACCGGCUUCUUAUAUCAAACACUGAUGAUGACGGUUUUUCUAGUAUCUCUCUUAGUCUUGCUGUUUUGAUCUGAUGGAUGGCCUAUACCUGAGCCAUAAUAUCUUCAAUAGAAAGCAUAAGUUGAUGGAUGCUAUUUUCAUAAUUUGAUGACGAUAAUGUGCACCCUAAACAUUAAUCAAGCAGAUACAUGAAGGGGGCACAGGUCUGAUGUAAAGGACAUCUUAGUUUGGACUUUUUUUUGAUUUAUUGAUUAUAAGUUCUCAUGAUCUCUGUGACAAUACACUUAUGAAGUUUGGUAUCUAUGAUGUAGUCAUCCAUAUCUGGCCCAUGGUUAGUUUUUAGGUAGGUGUGAAUAUGGUGUUUACCCUGUCAUCAUCAUGGAGUCAGUAUGAAUGCAAACUUGGCCGGAUUUACUUAGAUCUUUGCCUUCUAUUGUUCUAGCUGUGCCAGGGAUCAAUCCUAUGAUGACAUUUAUGGUCAAUAUACAUGCAUUUCUUGGGAUAACGUUGUAUGCAAUAUGCAGUAUUUACAUUGACUUGGUAGGCUGUCCAAUACAUAUGUUUACUUGACUUUUUAGAAGUCUACACGAAAAGACAACCAUAAUUUAACAAAUUUAUCCAGAUUGAGAUUCUGUCACCUAAUGCUGGAAUAUUACAAACUAUCUAUAUGAUGAGCUAUUGAUUGGCUUUGAGUGGCUGGUGAGACCUUGAGACCCAGCCAUCGUUUUCUCCAAAUAAUUAAGAGCUAUUUGUGAUUUUUCCCCCCCAAUGUAGGUUGUUCUGGAUUUGUCAUUUGUGCUUUCCCACAGAAUAUCAGUGUUAUGUGAAGUAUAUAAAAUAAUGUGAUUUUCCCAUUAUCUAUUGUACUAAUCCUAUUUUUUUUUCUUUUCAGCUUAUUGUCAUUGAAGAGGUUGAUGCUUUCAUAUUUCGACCUCAUGUGGGACUGCGAUCUAAGUAUCAUGCUGUACGUUUCAUUUUCAAAACUAUGAUGGCUAUUAUUAUACUUGCAGAGUUUUCAGUGUAUUUUCUUGGUUCAAGUGGGAUGUAACUAAGUUUUAGCACUUCAACCAUAUUGUGCAACUAUAAUUGAAAUAUCAUGCUCUAUGCUUCUUUUGUACGGCUACAAAACCUGUUACUACAUUGACAAAAUCUUACUGAGAUUUGCAUCUAGCGUGAAGUUCAUUGUGUUAUUUCUUACAUUAAAUGUGAUGUAACCAAAUUUGGGUAUUUCAACUUGCUAUUUAAUUAUUUUAAUGAACCGAAAGAAUUCCAUUUUCUUUCUGACGCUGAACAUAGCAUUAUCGAAGUCAAACUCAUAGCACCCUUCGUACUUAAUCUAUUUUUCAUCAAAUUGGGAUGACGAAAAAGCCUUUGUGAGCUGUCAUCUGCUUCACCUCAUUAUUUUUUCUAUCUGCAUAUUUAUUUAACUCCCAGUUAAUCUAUCUUAUAGAUUUAUAUUGGGUAUGGUCUUUACUUUAAAUUGAGCCCUUAUUCUGGAUGAUUUUAUGCCCAGGUUAAUUUUUUGAGCCAAAUUCUUCUGUCAAAAAAAGGCGAUGGUCCUAAAGUUGCGAAACGCUUGGUUGAUAUAUAUUUUGCACUAUUCAAGGUAGGGGACUAUACUGCAAAUGAUCAUCGAUUUUUGGCAUUUUGCAUACACUACGUAGUGUCAUGAUAUUUCUCGUGUUAGAUUUGAUUCCCAAUUUUCUAUCUUUGGUAAUUGAUGACGCUAGUAACAGGAAUGAGCUUCUUUCCUCUUGAGGAUUUUAACUCUGCUAGCAGUUGUUUUUGGUAAAUAAAUUUGAUGCCAUUGUUUUUAUCAUCCAUUGUUUUUAAGUAAAAGUAUUCUCAUGAGAACAGUUAGUCAUGGGAGGCCAAAGAGAAGAAAUUCCUUUCAUGAUUGAUUUCAUUGACUGUGUCAAUUCUCAGUGUAUCAAGGCUUUCCGCAACUUCUCUGCUUCUGUGCGUCCUUCCUACAACUGCAUGAUUUACUCUUUGUAAAACUGGACAGUUGCUUAGCUUUUAUGAUUAUUUGUUCCGAGUUUAAUAAGCACUCUCAUAGGAGUAGCGACAUGAAGAGCUCUGUCAUCUUGAAGUGUAUUUCUGUUAAGAAAACUCAAUUUGUCCUCCACUUUUUCCUAUAAGUUGUCAUUUGAGUUAGGAAUUGAUUAAACAGAGCAUCAUUCAGAGUUGUACUAAAAUGCAUGAAUGCGAAGAAGUGGCUAGGAGAGGAAGAGGAUUCUUUGAAUGUGGAUUGGAGAAGAUGGUGAGGCUUCAACGGGCACGUGGUCUGAGGCUGAGAACGGAGAUAUGUGAAAAGGAAAUGUAAGGAAGAGGAUGCUGGGGAAAAUGUUUGCAGCUGAUGAGGUACGGAAGGAAGUUAAAAGAGGUCUCCUGUGUAAGUUUGAGUUUGGAACAAUAAAUAGGGCUGGAAGGCCAGUAAGUUGAUGGCAGAAGAGAAGUUGAGGAAGUGGGAAGGGGAGGGUCGACAGUAAGGAGGAUAGGGUGAGUAUAGGUUGGUGGAUUAUCACAAGCAGAGGUUGACGAUGUUCGAAUGGCAUUAUCACACUCUUUGUGUUGGGAAAUGACUGCUAUGCAUAGUGGGUAUCAGUAUUGGAGCAAAUGACUGAACAUGAAGCUAUGUCUCUUGGGAUUACAUGAAUGGCUGAAAGGGUAGUGGAGUUGCGUUUGCAUUUGUGUGAGCAUUAAUGAUUCACAUUGGCCUGCUUGCAUGAUGUAUGCAUGAUAUAUUUAUAUAUGUUUAAUUCAACACAAUGAAUAUGAGGUAAUGCUUAAUCUUUUCUAAACUUGUGUUUUCUUAUAUUCUUCAUCGUAUUUGACGUUUUUUUGGAAUAUUUCUUACACAUCAAUGAGAUCAUCAAUAGUUGGGCUUCGUUGGGCUUGAAUUAAACCCUCCUCUCGUAAUGCCAUUCUAAUUUUCGAAAUCAGCUGCGAUAUGCACACUUCAAAUCCUGAUUUGAAACCUUUUUUGUUGAUCCAAACUUUAAUUAAAGACGUUUAUGACUCAGAAUAGCUUGGAUUGGGCCUCUUUGUUCCCCAUCAUACUGACUCAGAAUAGCUUGGACUGCUCAAUCAGAAAAGUAACUUUUCAGUAAAUAUUAGAUAAUUGGAAAUAGAAACUUUUUUAUCGAAUGCUGCUUACCAAGUGGUUUUGGUAGGUUCAGCAAUUGCCUUUCUUUGAGAAAAUUGGAUAGAUUCUGGACAGGAUCCGUCUCUUUGUCUAGCUGCUUCUUUCCUUUGCUAAUCCAGUCACUUGUCACGGAAUACAUGAAGUUUUCUGACAUUGCUCUUAUGAGCAAUUCUCUCAAGAGCUUCACUAACUAAUUUUGUUCAUUUAGUUGACUUUAUUGCAAGGUCAGUUUUCUGAACUGGCUUUCACAUUUUUCAGGUGCUGAUUUCAUCUGGGCCUGAUAAUGCAGAAGGUGAUAAUGCUGCCAGGAACUCCAGGGAUCAUGUUCAUGGCGUGAAGAAAAAUACCGAGGAUAAAAAAUGGAGAUCUAGAUCGGUCAAGAGCAAAGAGCAUUUGCUGGAAUCUUGUGUUGAAAUGGACUCCCGUCUUUUAUGUGCUCUUCUGACUGUAAGUCUGUGUGCUGUUUUUUUUAAUCAUGAUUACCUGUUGGUAUCAUGAUCCUUGCAUUUCAAUAAAAAAGCUAAGAACCGUAUUUGCAUUUCAAUAUUAAGGUAGUUAUUGUAGACGUGAUAAGUUACUCUAUAUUACUGUAUCAAAUUAUAUAAUGAAGUGUGAUUAUAUAAUGAAGUUAUUAUAGGGCAUUACCAUGUGUUCAGUCUUAGGUGUCAGACCCCUUAUAAAAUCUAUCAUCUGUUGGUAUAUUCAUUCAUAAAGAAGAAGACAAUAAGUUGUAGAUACUGCUGAUCAAUGUCUAUUUCUAGGUUCGAUUAGUCAAAGAAUGUUUCCAUGUGUGACUUGUAAAGUGUUUGUACAUAUCGCUCUUCUUAACGCUUAGGUUCGUUUCUUAUUUCGAGUAUUUACAUGGUACUACCUGAUGUUCAAUAUUAAUUGACCAACCCUUGAUAAAAUCUGUCAUUUGUUGACCCUUCCAUACAAAAAAAACUACAAGAGUGUUUCCAUGCAAAAAAUAUUGAUUGCGCCUGAUAACUUGCCCCAUUUUGAUUCAAUUUAGGUGAAAACUGAUCGUAUCAUUUUCAACUGCUAGUUCCUGUUGGAUAUGUCGUGUACAAAACCCAUGGAAACUAGUGGACAUGCAGACGUUCCUAUUUUUUCUGUUCAAAACUUUCCCUUGACUCUGCAGCAAUUAUCCAUAUUAACUCUCACUGAUUUUCUUUCAUUAGUUAUUGGUCCUUUCCUUUAAUUAGCUGAUAACAUACAUACUCAGGCGUAAAUUUGUAGGUAUUGGCAUCUUGAUUAAUUCCCAACCAUUCAUAUUUGAGGUCCAUGUUAAUGGCCUGAAAAAAGCAUCCAUUCUACAUGUUUCACAUUCAUAUUAUAAAUGUAUUUUUCUGUAUCUAUCUGGAAGCUGAAUGAUGUGUCUUAUGGUUGGAAUUUGUUCACACAGGGUGUCAAUAGGGCAUUUCCGUUUGUUGCGAGUGAUGAGGCCGAUGAUAUAAUAGAGGUUCAAACACCCAUUCUUUUUAGAUUGGUAAGCUUGUAAAAACUUUCUGCUUGUUGAACCUUUUGGGUUGACAGUACUGUCAUUUGGAGUGUGAGGUUGAAUAUUUUUAAUUGCAGGUUCAUUCAAAAAAUUUCAACAUAGGCGUCCAGGCCUUGACACUCUUGUACCAAAUUUCCUUUAAGAAUCAGAUUCUUAGUGAUCGUUUUUACCGUGCUCUGUAUUCAAAACUUCUUGUACCUGCUGCCUUGAAUUCUUCUAAGGUAAUUCUUUUUUUAACUACAUAUUGUUGUCGUUUAUUUUAAUACAGGUACCUUAUUUUUUCACCAGCGACUAGGAGUGCAGUGAAUUUUAAAAAACCAAAUGAAAGUACCACUUUUAUCAUUAAAAAUGGAAAUACUUCCAUGGGGGGACUAGGUUAUGUUUUGCUAUAGAUCAAUUGGAAAACGUUGACUAAAAUCUACCUAAACAAUUCCUAAAUAGCCUCUUCAUCCACUUUUGUUACCUCAUACACUCUCCGUCCGUGCUACUAUGUAAGGGUUAAAUGUUAUUGUUCUCUCAACUUGUUAAUGUCAUCAAAAAAAUACUCGGGAGUCCUAGUGAAGUGUUGGAAGAAGGGAGAAUGCUUACGGUGGUUAUUAUCAAAAUUCUAUAUUUUACUGCUUGCAUGUUCUAUGAAGUUGGAAGGCAUGUGCUUUUUUCUUUGUACUGAGAGGGUUCCGGUUUGGUUCUAUUCAUGGGGCUUACCAAUGGAAUCUAAAAUUUAUCCUUAAAUCUGGACUGCCAAGGAGGUUUGAUCAUUGACUUUGACUACACAAUAAGAAAAAGGAAAACUAAUGUGACAAUUUGGAAGUGCUCAUAAUUUUUUUUUUUCUCAUCGACUUAACAUUUAAUGAAACAUUUUCAAUUAUAGCUUCUUAUCAUACUCUGGUUGCAAUACUUUUCUUGUGUAUUAAAAUAUUUAACAAUUAUACUGGCCUUUUUCAGCAUGAAAUGUUUCUCGCGUUACUGUUCAAAGCGAUGAAGAGUGAUUUAAAUGUGAAACGCAUUUCUGCUUUUUCCAAGCGGCUUCUGCAGGUUGGCAAUUAACCUUUUCUUUCUUAUCAGAUACAAUUUCAAAAUCAUGUCAGUUGGUCCUAGCACAUCUCCAAAAAAAAUCGAGGGCAUUUUGUCUAGUCUUGCACUGCACUGGAUUGGUUUUUUAUCACAAUUAUUUGAUUGCUCCCCUGCCCAAGCAAUAUUUUCCUGUUAUGUCUAAUUUUAUUGUUUUUAGUUCAACAUUAUUUUCGUUACUGUUCCAGUUUUCUCAUGGACUAUGCUGAGGAGAAUAUUUAGUUUUUACGAUGCCUAAGAAAGCUGUGGUUUUUUAUUUCUACAGAUAUCACUGCAGCAACCACCUCAAUAUGCCUGUGGAUGCCUUUGCCUUCUCUCGGAAGUCCUUAAAGCAAAACCACAUAUGUGGUAAGCCUUUCUGAUGAUUUGUGUCAACUGCAUAUGAUACCCAUACUUUGAUUUUUUGACUCUUGGUCGUGAAAGUGUUGCUUAGACAGUCUAGAUGCCCAAAGCAUUUUGAGCGCCUGUGUGCAUCCUGGCUGGACCUCUUUUCUAGUCCACCUAUGCAUGGAAUGCCCACAGGGGAUCACUUUGGUGGCGGAUGCGGUUCCCAGCAUGCCUAAAAUUUACUGUUAUGCUUGUCUCUCCUCGGUGGACAGCAUUUACGUUGGCCGGUUAAGGCAAACGUGAACAUCAUUUGGAGCAGAUAGAGUAGUUGUUGCCUAAUCCCUUUGGCUUGCUGCCUGGGCAGAAGGCAGUUGAAUGUGUUCUGCAUUUGGUUUUUUUACUUUACCUUUCAUUUGUACAGGAGUAUGAUGCUUCAAAAUGAAUCUGUUGAUGAAGAUCUUGAGCAUUUCACGGAUAUACAGGAGGAUACCAAAGAAAUAACUGAUGCUACAUUUGGUGGUUCAAUAAAAUCUCUUUGUUCAAAUCUUCGGGUUAAAGAAAUGGGUGAAACAAGAGAUCAAAGUUUAUUGGCUGAUGAGAAUUUUGGUGACAACUCAGAGAAUUGCAAAUUUAAAGUUAGAAGUUCAUCUGGAGAUGCUAUCGUGGAUAUGAAGAAUGAAAAAUUGAAGUCCUUAAUUAGAGAGGGUAUGGAACCUUGCAUAAAGACUCCUUUAUCUGCAAGAUAUGAUCCGCGUCAUAGAGAGCCCUCGUACUGGUAUUUCUUUGUACUUCCCACGCUGUUUAUUCAUAAAGCUACAUUCCUCACGUAUCGCAAGUGCUUGUCCUGUCUUUUAUUCCCUUAAGCACACAGUUAUGCUCCUUUACUUCUGUUUGACAAUGUUGUUAGAUUAAGCAGAAGGUUCUUGCAUUAUGUUUCCUUGUGUUUAUCCUGAUGAAUAUUUUUUCUAUCACUCUCUCUCGUUUAACUAUGUCGUUGCAGCAAUCUGCGAACUCUGGAUGGUUCUGUGUUCCUUAGUCAAGAUAUCCUGUCUUAGGAUCCAAGCUGUUGAUAGGAACCCAAAACGGGGACGCACAAAAUAGUAGAAAAUAAAGAACAGAAGCAUGAAAAUAAGGAGGAUUGGGCUCCGACAGGAACCCUAAUACCAGUUCGUGGUGAUCUUUCAAGAGGACCACCUCUCUCCUCCACAAGCCGCAACCUGCCCAAAACCUUGUCCCCUGUUCUCUCAUUCAAUCCCUGCCUGACAUUUACCUAAAUACCUGCCUACUUAGCCUCACAUGACCCACACGCCCUCUUACUCUUGGUGUAAGGCCCGAUGGGAGCCUAACAGCUGCUUCUAAAAGACUUAGUAAAAUCCCGUUAUUUUCUUCUGAUCACUCGAAUCUAGAUCACGCUCAACAUAAUUAGAGUGGAAGUCGAUUGGUAGAAUCUAUUAUUUUAUAGAUUAUAUAAUACUUGAUAGAAUGAACCACCAUGCCUCACAUCGGCCAUCUGCCUUCUUGCCCUGGUUGCAAGGAUAUGGGCUAUUUGCUUGCUGACAUGCCACUGCCUUGUGUGUGUGUGUAUAUAUCUAUAUGUUUUCAUAGUUGCAUUGAUGGACGAUAACUAUAGGAUUCAUGAGCGAAAAGGCUGCACAUGAAUUCCUAAGAAAGCAAUUUUGAAUUCUCAAAUAAUUUGAAUGUCUCGAUUUGAGAGAAAAAUGGUCGUGCUGAUUUUAUUUCCAAGCACAAUUUUUAAUGUAGAAAAGCUUAGGGACGAAAGUAGGAAAAUAAAAGCUCGAACCGAGAUUGGAGUCAAAUCAAAAUAUGCAUCGACUGGUAGUUCUGUGAAAGUUUUUGGAUCAAAAUGUUUUUCUUAUAGGGGUUCCAUGGGGACAAUAAUGCUCUAUAAAGUUAAUGGCAUUUUCUUAUAAUAGCGUUUUGACAGCAAUGCAGAAACUGCUGGUUGGUGGGAAUUAACACUCCUGGCUGCACAUGUGCAUCCAUCCGUAGCAGCCAUGGCUCAAACCCUUCUGUCCGGCGUCAACAUUGUAUACAAUGGUGACCCUUUAAAUGAUCUAUCCCUUGCUGCUUUUUUGGACAAGUUCAUGGAGAAGAAGCCAAGGGCGAAUCAGAGAGGAGAGGAAAUGUGGCACGGUGGUUCCCAAAUUGCACCAGCAAGAAAGGUAUAGCAUGAGAUACCUAUUGAUGUUACAAAUCCAAGCAAGAAUUCAGUUUGUGGCUUUCUGAUUCAGCAUGAUAUUAUUAUCGUGAUCUCAUUUUUACUUGUACUAUGCAUUAACUACCUUAUCAUUUCAUGAACGUUGAUAUUUUUUGCUUCAUUUUAUUACCAAGUAUUGGCACGAACGUUUUUAAAUUAUUUUACUUUGUUUGUUUAGUUUCCUUAUUCAUGUCUCUUAUAUUCUGAAAUCUGUAUUGUUUUUUUCUUCUUUCUCUUAAACUUUUUGUUUGUUUGCUCCUGUGCGUUUGUCUCAGAUAGAAUGCUGAGUAACAUACUUCAGCGUUUCCUACUAAUCUUAAUUAUCUUGAAUGUUCAAUCGUUUUACUCUUGAACCAAUAUGUUUUUGAUGCAAAGAGUCGUGCAAUCCAAUUUCUUGAUAAACUAGAUAAAUCGAAAUUUAAUAACUAGUGUGUAGGUGAUCUGGUUACAGCAAUGCAGUUUCUACAAUAACCCUGUGGUUUACGAUGUGUGUUUUAACUUCUGAUUUUAUACGGGACUUCAUUGCCGCUGAAAAGUGAUAAAUCUUUAUGCAUUUAAUAUUUUAUUCUGGUUUUGCGGGACCUUACGAUAUGUAUAUGCCACAAGUUAGUGCAACUUUUGUUCAUUAUCAACCUAGCAUGGGUAACUUGGAGCUUCUCCAAUGUUUUGAAAGCUCUCUUCAACUCCUUGAAAGGUUGCAUCUAGCAGCAACAGGUGGUUCCUGUGACGACGAUACUCAUUGUCACGCAAUUCGAUGUUAAAUUUAACAAAUGCAGUAUAAUCAGAUUUACAUUUCUUCUCUACUAGAUUCAAGUGAUAAAGAUAUGAUGAUUUUUCGAGUGUUGGGAUAUUUUGUGUUGGUGAACCAGCACAAAGAAAAAGAAAUCAUUAUCAUGCCUAAAUGUUGAAGAUUAACGCACAAUCAAUGAUUGGCUUCGUAUUUAUGAUUGCUUAGGCUUGAGGUUGAUUGAUUUUUUGACUACAGAUAUUCUAGGAGAUGAGUUUGUGAAGUUGUUGCUUAUGAGGUAGUAGGUGUUUCAACUUAGUGGGGAAAACUUCAAAUGAGACAUUAAUUGUAAACACCAUUUAGAUCAUGGUCUCAAAUGAAGCCAUCAAUGUGACGGCAAUUCUUUCUUAGAUAUUAUGAUUAACUGUAACUCCAGGGAUAUCAGAACCGUUGGUUAAAUGAUGUGAAGCCUUUAUUUGGAGAAUUCGCAAUUAUAUUUUCUUUCUGAGCCACCAAAUAGCUUGCUUUUGGUGAGUACAUCCGAAAGGCCAUUGUUUGAUGAGCUAGCUUUCAAAACUUGUCCUUGGAACUACAGUUUUUGGCAAAGUGACAAGAGUACAUUAAGAAUCUUGUGACGUUCCCAUUAUUAUGCAAAAACAUCAGUCAUAUGUUAAUUUAAAAAAUUCAACCUUAUGAAUACUUAUUCCUCUUGGGUUUAUAUAUAUCAAAUAAUGGAAGCAUCAUUAUAGAUGAGGAAAGGGUGGAAAUAAUUAGAAGGUCGCCUGCCUAAAGAAAUGUGCCUGAAGUAAACUCUUUCCGUUCCAUGUCUUAACAUAGUUCUUAUGGGUGGUCUAUUUGCAAUUUUGGUUGCAUAGUUAUCCUGGUUUUGCGGAUUCUUUGCAGAAAAAGCACUUUGUAUGAACAUAAGAAGCUAAGUGGAGCUUCCAUGUAAUCAAGUAGAAACUUACUUCAGCUUGUCUCAGCUCCUCAUAACUUUAAGAGGUUUUGUGAGAGGAAUGUGACACGUGAAAUUGGUUGGCUUGUUUAAUUUGAAGAGGAAAUGCAUAGCUUCAUAUAGUCCGAAACUUGGCAGGCAGUAAAUAAAUGUUCCACUUGGUCCACAUAUACCUUCUGGUACUUGACUUUGUCACAAGAUGGUCGCAAGGGAGAAAACCAUCCGAGAGUUAAAGGAUAGUUUAAAAGAUGAAGGGAAAAUUUUCUUUUGAACUCACUUUCAGUGAUAUUUGACCCUAUGCUUCAAAGUUGUCGUGCGUCAUAUUUGAGGGAGAUGGUUUUUUUGAUAUCAUAUGAAGAACAAAUGCUAUUUAUGUCGUUCAUUUGUUGGGAGGAUCAUAUUUCAUGAAAUUGUCAAAACCAUGUAUGAUUGUGAAUGGCUGUUCCACAGUCACCUCAGUUUGAUUCUUAGCUGAAUUUCAUCAAUACUUGGUAUCAAUAAACAGAUGGUCACAUAGAAGUAGAUGCCACCAUUGAAAAUAUGGCUCAAAUUCUUUUAAGUAGUUAGGUGAAACAAUAGUACUUAGUAGUGACCAAAGUUGAACUUUUUAUUAUAACAUGGUGAUAUGGACAUACUCCGGGUUAUACAGAUCUGGUUCUUCCUAAAGGUUACUCUGUGGUUGUUAGAUUAUUUUAUCAUCCCUUUGAUGAAAAAUCUAAAGCUGCAUUUUGAGGCAAAAAAUGUCAAGUAUAAAGGAAUCGCUUGAGCAUAAAUGUGAAAGUUAUUUUCUGAUAAUGAUGAGGUGGUAAUGCUUUUAAAUAAAGAAAGAUUCUCAAGAACAUGAGUGACAAUACCUGUGGUUGACUUUUCUAACUUCAUGAGUAUCUGAAAGACUUUCAAUAUCUUCUAACAUAAGGUGAUAUGUAAUUCGGUAUAUUUGGGGUAAAAACUUGCAGAGAAUAACUUCAAAAGAGAGAAUAAGUUUUAUAUUGAUAAUGGACGAAUGGUAACCUGUGGCUUGCAGGUUCACUAAUGUGUAAUAGAGAACCAAAAUACCGUGAUACAUUAUCAGCUAUCAAGGGGGAUUAUGUCUAGUUCGAAAUUAAUUAUUAAAGCACUUAUAAAAUAUUCCUCUUAAUUAUCUUAGGUGCUAUUGAAUUGUAUCAUCUGUCAUACGCACCGCUUCUUAGUCCUAGACCUGUCUGCUUACUAAAGAUGUUACCCACAUCACUCGUUAACCUUUGUUUUUCUAUAUUUAUUGAGUUUUCAAAAUUUUCCCUCAACGUUUUGGCAAUGGUACGUCUCAAGAGAGUAAUCGCUUCGCUAAGCAAAAAAUCGGCAAUAAUGUGUUCAAAUCAGUUGAUAUUUGAAGUUAUCCAUUCUCAGUGUUUUAUUAGAUCAUAGUGCCUUCAUUAGAAAAAUAUUCGCUCUGCAGAUUCAGCUCUGAUUUCCCAUCCUGUAGAGAUUUGUGUUUGUCGUCAUGUUUCAAAGGUGGUGCUUGCCUGCCCAUGUUGUGGAUUUGCUUCAUCAUAAUUUAGUACAAAGUCGUCCUUUCAGACAUACUAUUAUGUCGUUUUCAUGUUAUAUUUUCCUUAAGUUAUGAUUUUUCAGUGAACUAUCUGCCUCUAAGAGGUUGUUUUUUGUUCUGAGUGGGAUUCUUGUGCUUGUACUUUAUUUUCAAUAUGUUUUUUGUUUUCAUUGAAUGUAAUUUUUUUACUUGUUCUUUCAUUAUGAUGGAUCAACCCUUUUAGGCUCUUUACCGAUUUCCGUGUUAGACUGUGUUGUCUGUAUAUCCUUCUUUGCUUAUGAAUAAUCAGUUCAGUCACAAUUAUGUAAAUCAAUAAAUCACCUGUCUUUCAUGUGCUCAUUUGGAUGAAUUAUUUGAGUAAAUUAUUUUGGCUUAGUGUUUUGAGUUUCUGAUUUAUGUCUUGAGUUAUGCAUGGUAGUCUGUGGCUAAUUUAUUCCUUGGUUCUCCAAAGCUUGUAAAGAUCUUGCAUAAUUUUAGAAUAAUGAAUUGGAUAUGUUAAUAUAUAAUUCCUUUCAACCUAUACAUUCUACUCAAAAUUGUCUCAUAAGAUUUAUCAAUCAGCGGUCGCUGCUUUUUGCAUUAUUUUUUCAGGCGAUGUUGUGAACUCAGUGCAAAAUAUAACAUGAAUCCAAUAUAUAGUCAUUACAUAUAUAUUAUGUGUGAGUGUAUCAGGUUAUAUGCUUCGUCAUAGGACCACAUUUGCUGGUUACGCUGUGAUCCGGUAGAAAUAUGUAAGGUGCUUGUAGUGUCAGCAGCGUCAAUAGCUUAUUAUCUUGUUCUUCAGCACCGGUCUGCAUUCUCUUCUGUGGCCUACAUUCAUAGUAGCUUGAAUCAUUGGAUAUUUAUAUCACUGUUUUGCUCUGUUUAUGUAUUUGUUUAUCAUUCCUUAGACUUUGACUCAGUAAUAGUUUGUGUUCUGGGAGGAUAACAAGUUACAUAUUUAUUUGUGUUUGCAGCUUGACCUGGACUCUCAUCUGAUUGGAGAGGACAUAUUGCAGCUAGCAGAGAAUGAGGUUCCUCCCGAAGAUAUCAUUUUCCAUAAAUUCUAUGCUAAUAAAAGUACGGCAUCAAAGAAAAAGAAGAAGAAGACGAAAGCCGUGGAUGAGGAUGAUGAGUUGGUCCCCAUCGGAAGUGAUGACAGUGCAGAUGAGGAGGUGGAAGAGAUAUUGGGUUUGGCGCCACUUACUUCCAAAGAUAUGGAUGGAGAGUAUGAUUAUGAAGAUCUGGACAUGGUCGCCGCUGAGGAUGAUGAUGAACUGAUUGGCGAUGGCAGCGAGGGAGAAGUCAAUUCUUCUGAUGAGGUUGCCCCUGAGGAAGAAGACCCAGACGAUGAUAGUGCUAGCGAUGGCAGCUGGGACGGUCAGGUUGACGGAGAUGGCAGUACCUUGGGAGAUGAUGACCUAUGGGAAGAUGAACCGCUGCACAAGCCCAAAAAGAAUAAGAAAUCUCAGGAAUCCCCAUUCGUAAGUGUGGAAGAUUUUGAACGUGACAAGGAUAAAUAUUUGGACAGCAGCAGCAGCGGCGGCAGAAAAAGGAAACCUAAAUCACAUCAACCAAAGCAGCAGCAGCAGCAGCAGAAGAAGAAACGAAGUAAGGUGUCAGCCUGA
Messenger RNA from Spirodela intermedia, 20965 nucleotides. NCBI's taxonomy places the organism in Eukaryota, Viridiplantae, Streptophyta, Magnoliopsida, Alismatales, Araceae. The record is from the annotation of a GenBank genome assembly.